AAAUGGACAGAAUCGGUGUAUUCCAGAUUUGGUUAGAGAAAUGGCUAUCAGAGAAUAUCUGACCGGAAGUGGAACGGAUAAUUCAAAACGAUUGGGCACAGGAUACCUGAUUAAGAAGAUUAUAGAAGAUACCCAAAACAGAAUAAAGGACUUAGAAAACAAGCGUGGAAGGAAGAUCUAUCUAUAUUCAGCUCAUGAGUCAAACAUUGCGAGGUUGUUAUUAUUCUUAGACAUAUUUCAGCCAUUACAUGUUCCGAACUAUGGGUCAUACAUCAUCUUCGAAAUACACAAAAAGGACGAUGAAUAUGGAGUCAAGGUGUUUUACCAGGAUUACCUCUCAGAAUCUUUGAACCUUGUUAGACUGCCAGCAUGUCAAGAUCUUUGUCCCUUGGACAAAUUUAUCAAGUUAUACCAAGAUCUAAUACCAGAUGAUGAUUCCGAAUGUGGUUAGUAAACUUUUGUGAUGAAAAUAUACAUUU
Acanthoscelides obtectus is the source of this 479-nucleotide messenger RNA. Lineage: Eukaryota; Metazoa; Arthropoda; Insecta; Coleoptera; Chrysomelidae. The record is from the annotation of a GenBank genome assembly.